AUGAGCGCGAUUCGUACGUUCAGCGAAGCCGCCUCUGCUGCGGUCUCGCCCGCUUCCCUCGCUUCCACCGCCGCCGCAGCUGCAGCGUCCGUCGUGGCUGCCUCUGCAUCAGCAUCCUCAAGCCCUGCUGCAGCGUCCGUCGUGGCUGCCUCUGCAUCGAGCCCUGGCGCUGGCACGGGAGCAACCGGUCAUCGCGCGCCUCGUGCGCCAAAGCAGCCCAAAGCCGCGGUCGAUGCCGGCGCCGCUCCCAACAAGCGAUCGCCCAAGCCCGCCGCCUCAGGCUCAUCGAGUUCGUCAUCUGGCGCAUCCGGCGCGUCUGGAAGCGGUGCAGCGCCCAAAAAGUCAGUCCUGCUCCCGUCGCCGUUGCCAAUUGCGGACAUUGGGAUCAAUCUUGCGCACGACCACUUUGCCCGCGACGUCGAGCACUUUCUACGUCGGGCUGCAGAAGUCAACGUCACGACCAUGGUGAUUACCGGCACAAGCAUGCGCGGCUCAGUUGAAGCGCUCGAGCUCGCGCGACGACAUGGGAUGCAUGCCACAGUCGGUGUGCACCCGCACGAUGCCAAGUCUUGCACGACGGGCACCAUCCCAAAAAUGCGCCAGCUCUUCACGUCCGCAGAUACUGCUUCCUUGGCGGUGGCCGUCGGCGAAUGCGGCCUUGAUUUCGAUCGAAAUUUCAGCCCUCAGGAUGUGCAGAUGAAGUGGUUUGAAGAACAGCUCAAGCUGGCCGUUGAGCUGAAAAAGCCAGUCUUCCUGCACGAGCGCAGUGCGCAUGAGGCGUUUGUGCGCAUUCUCGAGCCGUACAUGCCGCAGCUCACUGGCGCGGUUGUUCAUUGCUUUACGGGCACUGAUGCCGAGCUGAAAAAGUACUUGAGCAUGGGUUGCCACAUUGGCAUUACUGGGUGGAUUUGCGAUGAGCGCCGCGGUACCGACCUUGCCAAGAUUGUCCACCAGAUUCCUCUUGACCGGCUGAUGAUUGAAACGGACGCGCCGUACCUCAUUCCGCGCAACAUUCGACCCCGACAAUCUCAAAACGAACCGGCAUUCCUUCCUUACGUGCUAGAGAUGGUCGCACAAUGCAUGGGCAAGAGCGUUGAGGAAGUUGCUCGUGGCACCUUCGAAACGACACGUCGAUUCUUCCAGCUGCCAGAGAGCGCGCUGCCGGCUGCUGCUAGUUCUUGAAGCGUGGUUUUUUUUUGAUGUCACAUUUAGCAUUUGUUAUUCUCGGAAUUAAGUAUAAUCUCGCC
Molecule: messenger RNA, 1247 nt
Organism: Capsaspora owczarzaki ATCC 30864
Lineage: Eukaryota; Filasterea; Ministeriida; Capsasporidae
Product: hydrolase
Exons: 3
Coding region: 1-1182 (393 amino acids)
Cellular component (GO): cytosol
Molecular function (GO): single-stranded DNA 3'-5' DNA exonuclease activity
Source: RefSeq, a predicted model, not a curated record